Schistocerca gregaria is the source of this 168-nucleotide messenger RNA. Lineage: Eukaryota; Metazoa; Arthropoda; Insecta; Orthoptera; Acrididae. The record is from the annotation of a RefSeq genome assembly.
AUCCAAAUCCCUCAAAUAUCCCCUCUUAUAUGAUUCUCACUAUUCAUUAUAUUUUCAGCUACAUUAAUCUUGUUUAAUCAAAUAAACUUCUUCUCAUUUAAACCUAACCUUAUUAAAAGAGCAGAAAAAGGAACAAUUGAAAUAAAAAACCUAAAUUGAAAAUGAUAA